Pungitius pungitius (ninespine stickleback) is the source of this 6466-nucleotide messenger RNA. RefSeq names its product muscleblind-like protein 2a. Gene Ontology annotation, cellular component: nucleus. The transcript is spliced from 9 exons. NCBI's taxonomy places the organism in Eukaryota, Metazoa, Chordata, Actinopteri, Perciformes, Gasterosteidae. Gene Ontology annotation, molecular function: metal ion binding; RNA binding. The record is from RefSeq and is a predicted model, not a curated record. Gene Ontology annotation, biological process: regulation of RNA splicing. Bases 1638 to 2825 code for a protein of 395 amino acids.
CAAUUUAUACAACAAAAAGUCAACUGUGCAACAGGAGGUUAAUCCCCGCUAAAUGCAGUAGAAUAGAAUACAUUAGCUUGUCAUCUUGGGAAUUGUCAUUCUGGAUUUCAAAUGAAAAUUCCUUUCGAGUUAAAAAGCAUCUUAUCAGAAGUCAGUAUGCAUGGGUGCUGAAUAAAUUAUGUAUGCAUAUUUGCAUAUUUCCUCAAUUGAGUUGAAUGAGCUUGGAUUAACAUUGUGUUAUUAAGGGGGUUUGCAGGAUCUUUGGGCGUUAAAUACAGUAUCACACCAUGUUCAGUAUGGUGGGUAAGCUACGUUGCAUGAGAAAUUACCAUGUGUAGAAAUAUGAUGGUGAAGAACUCUAGUUUGUCAGUAAACAAAAAAACAAUAAACUGCAUGUACUUUCAUUUCUAUAAUAAAAGCAUUUGGGAAGCUUUUCUUAUUAGGGAGGUGUACAAAAUUAAAUAGAAACAUACUGGGACCUUUUUGAAACUUAUUAUUAUUAUUAUAAACUAGCAUGAAUCGCCAAAAGCUUACGACAUAGGGCCUGAAUUACAUAGAUUUUACUUAGUUGUAAGACUAGUGCUCUGUACAUGGUCUGUAUCAUGUUAUUAAGUGUAUAAUUGUAUGUGCCGACACUAUAAGAGGUGACGAGGUCUCUUCUUGACUAAUUACAUUUCAUUCUAAAGGGUCAACUGCCAGCAGUGUCUUGCUCCAAGCUGUGAAUAAACAGCGCACCAGCUCCUGGUUUCUAUUGGCCGACUCCUGAGUGGGCGGGUCUUCCUGGGGGCUGGAAUCCAGACAGGAAGGGGGGGUGGCUGGAAAUGUUUCUGCCAGAGUUGGACAGGCACAUUUUACUGUUGUGAAGAGAAAGUCUUCGCUCACUGGAUCACCGUGGACCAGAAGACAGGGUUGAAAGCUGUUGUCGUGGUUAUUAUAUGAAGAAGUCAGCUGCUCACAAGUUGGAUCUCUUAUCUAUAUUCUUGGUCCGGGCAAGAAGUUCUUUAGUGCUACCAGAAGUAGGGAAGUAGGAUUUUUUUUGCUCUGUUUCCUGACUUGCGCCCAAAGGAAUUUGCUGCAGUAUGCUGUGGGACAGCAUGCAGCAAAGCUGAGCGGCUGCUGUAGCAGAAGAUCUGGAUCCCUGACAAAUAGUGCCUUCCAGAACAUAGCCUCGACUUGAAGUGGGUCCGUCUCUGUUGCCGGCCUUUGCGUUCUCUGAGGCCAGACUCGAGCAGCAUCACAGGAUACCUCCACCCUGAACAGCAGCAGCACCUCAAAACGCUGAAACAGAGCCACCUGUGAAAGAGAACAGAUAAUAAUGACAUGAGAAUGUAUGACUAAAGUGACAAGUCCUAAUUAGAUUUCCCUCACUUGUGCACUUUUUAAGGGCGCCAGUCUUUGUGGAGUACACUCUUGAAUGUGUCAGAAACCAAACGUGUCUACAGUGGGUCCCGUCUCCCUUUGAUGGGUGAUUUGUCAUUUAGUGGCCAGCCGUCUGAUCAUUCUGCUGAUGGAGGACUCGCCAUGUCAUUUUAAAAGAGGACGUUGCACAUAAGGACAACCUUCAGCCUUUGGUCUACGAGCCAGAGUAGAUUAAUUAAAAAAAAAACCUUUUUAAUUUAUGAUUAUAACCUUUGGUCAUGGCGCUGAACAUUUCUUCAGUGAGAGACACAAAAUGGCUAACUCUGGAAGUCUGUCGACAGUUUCAGCGAGGAAACUGUUCACGCAGUGAUGAGGAAUGCAAAUUCGCUCAUCCACCCAAGAGCUGCCAAGUUGACAAUGGGAGAGUUGUUGCCUGCUUUGACUCACUGAAGGGCCGAUGCUCAAGAGAAAACUGCAAGUACCUUCACCCACCUUCACACUUAAAAACCCAGUUGGAGAUAAAUGGGCGCAACAACCUCAUCCACCAAAAGACGGCCGCGGCCGUGCUCGCCCAACAGAUGCAGCUCAUGAUCCCAGGGCCCGGCCUGCAGUCUGUGCCGACAUUUCAUGUUACACAGGGACUGGGAGCAAAUACCGGUCUCGGCUACGGCUCAUACAUGACACCUUUGAGUCACGGAAUGAGCCUCAUCCAAGCGGACAACCUCUCCAACGCCUCGGUUCUGGUUUCUGGGAACCCUACCGUCACGGUCCAGAACUCCUCCUCCUCCUCUUCCUCUUCUUCUUCCUCUCCCUCGCAGAAGCUGCAGCGCACGGACAAACUGGAGGUGUGCCGCGAGUUUCAGCGCGGCAGCUGUGCAAGAGGGGAGACGGACUGCCGCUUUGCUCACCCCAGUGACAGCCCCAUGAUCGACACCACGGAUAACACCGUCACCGUCUGCAUGGACUACAUCAAGAGCCGCUGCUCCAGGGAGAAGUGCAAGUAUUUUCACCCGCCUGCACACUUGCAGGCCAAGAUCAAGUCUAGUCAGCAGCAAGGCAGCCACGCAGCCAUGGCCGCCCAGGCCGCAGCCGCAGGCAUGACUCAGUCGACUGCCAAAGCAAUGAAGCGAUCCCUCGAGGCAACUGUAGACCUGGCCUACCCCUACAGCGUAUCCCUACCAAAGAGACCGGCUUUUGAGAAGAGCGGCUGGGCCAGCUCUCUCCUCAGCCCCAGUUUUUUGCACUACCAACAGGCUCUGGCCAACACACAGCUGCAGCAGCCCACUGCUGCGUUCUACCCCGCAGGUUCUGUCUUCUGCAUGACUCCCAAUAACGGCAUUGAUCGUCCUCAAGUAACCACCAGGGACAGACGUCUGUGCCGCGUUGCUGCUGUUAAAGACGCCAAACAACUGCUCUGUAAAUAUUCUGUUAACACCACACACAACUUACAACAAGCUGCAUGCUGAUAACUUCACUGAUGAACGAGUUGAAGACGUUACUUUGAUCCCUCAUACUAAAUUGCGUGACUCAAUGACUUGGAUUAGACUGUGUUAUGGAGGUGUUGCAGAAGCUCAUUGUAUGCACGCCGCUUUGCAACCUGCGUUAACACGUGUCACCAGUGACCUGCACCAUUCCCUGGUCAUUCUUUCGAGAACAAUUGCGAUUAGCUUCUUAAUCGGUUGAAACGCAAAGUGUCUACAACGGCAUUCAUUAAGGUUGCUUUUUCUGAAUAAAUACAACCAGGCAACAUAUGGGAAUUAAACAACUAAGAAUAUGGAGAAAAACAGAAAGAUCGUCCACUUUCAGAUUAUGAUUAUGUAGUUAUUUUAGAGGAAGAGAUGAGUAGGAGAGAUAAAAUCUAAAAACCUUACAUGUUGAGACCAGGUGAUUAAAAAAAAAGUCCUGUACGAAUUGUACCCUCAAGGUAUUGAGCGGCCACUUACUUUCCUUUCUUGAAUGUGUAAUGUAAAAAUGCUUUUAGUAAUGAUUGUUUAUCUAGUGCCAGCUUUAAUUCUCUAAAUAUUCUCUAAACACCACAUUGUAAAGAUUACUAUAGUUUCCUGUUAAAUGUCGUUAGGUUAGUGCAUCCGUAUUGUUUACCCUGUCAGCCUCAGAGAACAGGAUCAGUCCUCCACCUCCUGGUGUGCCUUUGCAUUGCACAUACAGCAUGUUUGCCAAGUCAACAUACUGUACAUUGCUCCAUUUGCUGCAGAUACUUUUUCUUCAAGGCAGAACAGCAACAAUGAUUCAAACAUUCAGAUUUUCUUCUCUUUAUUGGAAAUAGAAAAAAAAUAAUCAUUUGAAAUUGGAUUAUCGGUCCCGGUUUGACUUGUUGAUUGUGUAUGUAAGUGGCUUUGACUCCUGGAGCCAGUUUCACAAAGAUAGACUUUGGUUUAGGUCACACCGGUGCUCGUGGCUGUAUCUGUUCAAAGCGGUCCAGUUCUCAACCUUCUUAAGCGGCACAAGGAUUUUGUACAAGGAGGAAAAAAAACUCCAAAGAGUCUUAUUGAUAGAAAAUAAAAUCCAGUAGUAUAAGAUCUCAGCCGUGUGCAGACCUGCUGCAUAGCUGGGCUGUGGCUUCUGCGUCCCUCAGGCUCUGUGCAGCCAAAUGUAAAACAGGUUACCCUGUUCUUUAAGAUCUCUUUCCCUUCUCAUUACUCGCGUCGCAGCAUUGUAAGAAAACCAUAAAUGAUGAGCCAUAAUAUCCCUCUUUGGUGCCACUGGUCAGCAGGUGCCACUGAUUGUUACCAUGGAAAUACCCCCCCCCCCCUCUUUUACGUUUAAAAUAAGCCCAUUUAGAUUUUUGUGAAACUGUCCAACUUCCAUUUGUCAAAAUUAGCGCCGUGUGGAGUGGCCUAACGUUAGCACCAGUAACAAGCUUCUUUGUGAAACCAGCUUCUGCUUUAACGGGUUUUGGGGAAGAGCCAUUGAAGUCACCUCCACAAAAUGGGUAUUAAAUUACUACUGGUUAUAUUGAAACUAGAGUUCCUGUAAUCGUAGAAGGGAUGAGUCGAGUAGAGUGUGAACUGUUAGUCUUAAUGUUACAAUCAGUUGUCAGUACUGUAAUAUUUGAAUGUUAUAAGUGCCUGAAGAAUUGUACAGAUGAGGAUAUCCGUGCAUAUUUAAAAGGCUUUGUGUGAAAAAUCACUGCGUUAAAUUUACUCUACUUAAGUCACAUUUAGGAAGAAAUGUUUUGCAAUGCUUUGUUAGUGCAUUCGCCAAUUCAUUUUUCACUGACGCUCAAGUUUGUAUGUGUGUACAAUGAAUGAGAGUUGUCAUCCAGCUUCAUUUCAUCAGGUCCACUAAGAAGAUAAGUGCUUAGUGCACAGUUAAAUACUUUAUGUAGUAAAGUAGAGCUUAAAGAGGUUGAGGUUUAGCAAAGCUAAGUUGUGUUUGGUUGAUAACACAUUAUGCAAUGACCCUACUUUGUUUGAAACGGACAACAGACGGACCGGGUAUUGUGUCUGGUUGAGUUAAAAAAAAAAAAAAAGCAGGCCGAUGUAAAUCACUCAUAAAUGUUCCGUUCUCUUAUACACCCGGUUUUAGUUUCCUGUUUGGAAAACAGCUUGUGCAGACAUCAAUCUUUUGUUUUAUGUUUAUGAUGUUUUUUUCCUCUUUUUUUUAUGGAUACGUGUGUGUGAGCAUGUGUGUGUAUGUGUACACUUUUUUGUGAUUAACUCAGACAAUCCACCAAGAGAUAUUUCAUCCGGGUUUUUUUCUUCUUCUCAAUUUGCCGUGAGAAGUUUCAUACACUAUUGGUUGGAAUAUAAGGAGUAUACUUGCAUAUGUUAAUAGUUCAACAUUAGAAAAGAACACUUUUAAAAUGUAAUCUCUUCUAUUUUAUGACGAAUGUAAUUUAUUGAACUGACUUUAGCUCUGCUGGAGGUUCCUCAAAGGGCCUCCAUCUGUUGUAUUAGCCUACGAUAAGCCGUCUUGUGUCCAGGGAUCUAAUGUCGGAGCAAAGAGAAGCUGAACAUAUUUCAUCCCUGUCACAGCCUUGUCACCUGUGAGGGACGACAGCCUUUGUCUGAGCAAGGCCAUAGAAUUGCUUUUUAUGUACAAAAGUGCAUUGUACAGGCCACAUUUUAUGGAAAGUAACUUUCAUAAUAGUGUAAUAAUAGUUUGUCAUUUAAUUGUGAUGUUGAGGCAAUCUGAAGUUGCAGUGAUUAAAACUCUGUUUGUAGGGGGGACAAAGUUGUUUUUCCGCUUCACAAAAACAUUAGAUUGUUCUAUCGGAUAUUGGACUUUAUAAUGCCAUGGUGAAACACUGUAAGUGAUCCAGUGCAUGAGAAACGUAAAUUGUGUGUUUUAUAUGGGUACCACUGCAUGUUAACAUCUUGCAGCAAACAUAUAAUCCACCCUUGGAGAGUCUGUAGUCAGAUGAUCUGGAGUUUAUGGUUUGACAUCUGAUUGAACUUGAAUUCUCUUUUCAGAAUGUCGAUUGCUUUCAAAUUUUAGGUUAUUCGAUUUAAUGACAUGUUUUCCCAUAUUUAUUAUAUCUGCAAAUGAAAGGAAUAGCACAGAGUGUUUGUUUCACCUUUUGGCAAAUAAGCUUGAAUGUCACGGAAACAUCUGCACAUGGGAGUUGUUUGAGAUUUGGAUCACCCAGUCGAAUAGAUGUGGACAGUAAGAAUGUUUGGUCAGACUGACUUAAGCACUUUCUCAACCGUCAGACUGAGAAGACAUGCUUUUUGUGAACUUUGCCUUAUCUUUAAUCUAUUCCUGAAUUUUUUUUUAUUCCUCCAGUAAUUAUUAGUUAUAUAUUGUCUAAUAAGUAAAAAAAAAAUUUUAACUCAGCUUUUCUGUGAAAUUAUUGCUAGAUAAGUUUUGAGUUUGAGGCCAAAUUGACAGUUUGUAAAAUAUACCACAAAACUCUCCUGAUAGGACUAGCUACAUUGCUUGUUAAAAUAUAUAUCCCAUAGUGAAAUAUGCCGGUGUCAUACUUUUAAUCUGGUCCUGAAUAUGAACUGUCCCCUCUUCUUUUUUUAACAUACUUUGGAAAAAUAUUUUAUUGUGUAUAAUUUAACAUUUCAUGUUGAUAGUUCUGCUCCUGUAAAUUCCAAAUGGUGUAAUAUCUAAUAUUGCAAAUAAAUAAAUGUCAAUUAAA